Molecule: messenger RNA, 3618 nt
Organism: Acanthaster planci (crown-of-thorns starfish)
Lineage: Eukaryota; Metazoa; Echinodermata; Asteroidea; Valvatida; Acanthasteridae
Gene: pitrm1
Product: pitrilysin metallopeptidase 1
Biological process (GO): protein processing
Cellular component (GO): mitochondrial matrix
Molecular function (GO): metalloendopeptidase activity; metal ion binding
Source: RefSeq, a predicted model, not a curated record
GGGGUCAAAUGGGUUAUCGUGACCUCUGCUCAGAACCUGCUGAGGCUGUCCGUCAAGUGUUUCUCCUGUUAAUAAGUGUUAUGCCUGUUGUUUAACCAUGGUUUAACCUAGAAUUUUGCUUACGAGGAAGUGUGAACGGGCGUGACGGAUAGUUUCACAUAAUUAUUAAGCUUAGUAUUUUCAUUUUUAUGAAUAAGGAGUACAUUUUUGAGACAGUAUGCAGCGGGUUUGUAGGUUUUCCCAAUUUACAUGUAUCAGCAACACAAGAAAUCUGUCCAUUUUUCCAUCGGAUUUCAACAGAUGGCAGACAUUUGCACGAUGUAAGUCACACCGGCUGUAUUGCGCCGCAUCAGCAUUGGAGACGGCAGAGGCCUAUCAGCCAGGUCAAAAGAUGCAUGGCUUCACCGUUAGAAAGGUUAUACCAGUGCCAGAGCUAUACCUAACGGCAGUCACAUUGAUGCAUGAUGUCACCGGGGCCAAGUACCUGCACGUGGCCAGGGAAGACAGCAAUAACGUCUUCAGUGUGGGAUUCCGGACCACACCGAUGGACAGCACAGGGGUUCCUCAUAUCCUGGAGCACACCACGCUGUGCGGAUCUCAGCGCUACCCCUGCCGAGAUCCCUUCUUCAAGAUGUUGAACCGAUCCCUGGCGACAUUCAUGAAUGCAUGGACUGCCAGUGACUACACCAUGUACCCAUUCUCAAGUCAGAACCCCAAAGACUUUAGUAACCUGCUGUCGGUCUAUCUAGAUGCGGCCUUCUUUCCAAGACUCAGGGAACUAGACUUCAGACAAGAAGGCUGGAGACUAGAGAAUGAAAACAACCAAGACCCAGACUCUCCCAUUAUCUUCAAAGGGGUGGUCUUCAAUGAAAUGAAAGGGGCAAUGACGAGCCCAGAACAGAUCUUUGCCCUCCACUGUCAGAACAACCUCCUCCCCGGCCACACCUACUCCCACAACAGCGGGGGAGACCCCCUGCACAUCCCACACCUCACCUGGCAACAGUUGAAGGACUUCCAUGCCACUCACUACCACCCUAGCAACUCGAGGUUUUUCACUUACGGCGACCUCCCAUUAGAGGGUCAUCUUGAGGCCAUUCAACAACAGGCAUUAGCAUCUUUCUCUCCUAUCACACCGAACACGGAGGUACCCAACGAGGCACGCUGGACGCAACCGAGGGAGAAACAUGUCCGCUGCGCCCCUGAUCCAAUGGCAGCUGACCCCGAAAAACAGACUACAGUCAGUGUUAGCUUCCUUCUGAACAGCUUGACAGACUCGUUUGAGGGAUUCACCAUGUCCAUCUUGUCGCAUCUGCUGGUGUCUGGACCCACGUCUCCUUUCUAUCAAGCACUGGUACAGGCCAAUAUUGGGUCUGACUACUCUCCCGUCCUGGGCUAUGAUGGAAGUACCAAAGAUGCCUCUUUCUCGGUCGGUCUUCAAGGAAUACGGCAGGAGGAUGUUGAGCCUGUUAAAAGCAUCAUUGAGGACACGUUCAAGAAAGUUGUAGAGAACGGAUUUGAGAAAGAGAGAAUCGAUGCAGUACUUCAUAAAAUUGAGAUUUCUCAAAAGCACCAGACUACCACAUUUGGCCUGCAACUUAUAGCUUCCCUCAUGCAGAGCUGGAAUCACGACACGGAACUGGCCGACGUGCUGCGCGUCAACAGGAACGUGGAUCGGUUCCAGGCGUGCCUGGCCGACAACCCCAGAUUCCUGCAAGACAAGACCGAGGAGUACUUCCUCAGAAACCCCCACCGCCUGACCCUGGUCAUGACCCCCAAGGAGGACUACAAGGACGAGCUGGACCAGGAGGAGAAGAGAAUCCUGGACAGCAUGGUGUCAGAGCUGAGCCAAGAGGACCGAAGGGGCAUUUAUGCCAAGGGUCUUGAAUUAGCAGAUGAGCAAGACAGGGAAGAAGAUGUCUCAGUUCUGCCCACACUAAAAGUGUCAGACAUUGAACCUGAGUUGAAGAGAGCAAAACUUGACUUCAAACAGUCCGAUGGAAUCCACGUACAGUGUUGCGAACAACCAACCAAUGGCAUAACCUACUUCCGAGCUGUGUCUACUCUGCGGUCGGUCCCAGACGACCUCCUACCGUACAUUCCGCUCUUCUGCGGCGUCAUAACAAGGAUGGGGGCAGCAGACAUGACGUUCCAUGAGUUUGCACAGCGUGAGGAGCUGAAGACAGGAGGCUUAGGUGUUGGACACCAUGCUUGUCAGGACCCCAACGAUGUGCUGUCUGUAGAGCAGGGAAUUACCCUGACCUCAUUCAGCUUGGAUAAAAACUUGGAAGACAUGUUUCAACUUUGGAGUGAUGUCUUUAAUAGCCCAAAUCUGAAGGAUAUGGACCGACUCACAACUUUAGUCCGUAUGAGGGCUUCGGAGCUGGCCAUGUCAAUACCAGACAUGGGGCAUGCCUACGCUAUGAAGCACGCCGGUAGUCUGCUGUCACCGGUUGGCAGAAUCAAGGAAAUAUGCGGUGGCAUGGCACAGGUGAGCUUCAUGAAGAGAAUUGCCGAGGCAUCUGAUCUGACGGAGACCAUGGAGAAAAUAAGACAGGUAUCCGGUCUGCUUCUAAACAAGGACAACUUGAGGUGUGCCUUAAAUUCUGGCCCAGAAUUCAUGGAUGAUGCGUUGAGGCACCUGCAGAGUUUCCUUGGCUGCUUGCCAGGAGCAGCACAGGAGACAAAGCGCCCUCUGUUGACAAAGAUUGAAGACUUCUGUUCAGUGAGUCAAAGGACUCACUUUGAGCUUCCAUUCCCUGUCAACUAUGCCAGCCGAGGAGUGCGGGCUGUGUCAUACACUCACGCAGACUUUGCCAAAUUGAGAAUAUUGGCCAGGCUCAUGUCCGCCAAAUUCCUUCACAGGGAAAUAAGGGAAAAAGGUGGUGCCUAUGGAAGUGGGGCCACAUUAGGAACUGAGGGAUCUUUCAAGUUCUACUCCUACAGAGACCCGAAUUCCCUUCAAACGCUUGAGGCUUUUGACAGAGCAGUGGAAUGGGCCAUUGAAGGAUCCUACAGUCAGCAAGACAUAGAUGAAGCCAAGCUUUCCGUGUUCUCGGCAGUGGAUGCCCCUAUCGCCCCAUCAGAUAAAGGAAUGACUCUGUUCACGUCUCACAUCUCAGACGACAUGAGGCAAGAGCAGAGGCAGAGGAUGUUUGCUGUCAGCCAAGAGGACCUUCAGGAGGUCGCUCAGAGGUAUCUUGCCUUGGGGGCGCAGGUGGAUUCCCUCACCCUCCUUGGACCACAGAAUACGGCCACUGCAUCUGACAAGUGGAAAGUCUUCCGAGAGAGUGAUUGAAAAUGUCCUUGUGUUUGAUCAGGUGCAAACUACAAGACAAGCUGCUUUGACAUGUGGGUCAGUCAGGGAAACAUCCAGUUGGUUGAGAUACGUUUGACAGACACAGUGCUAAGAAGGAUUAUUUGAUAUCAACUAAUGUUUCACCAGUGUUGAGGCGGAAAGGACCUGAACACCUGAAAUUGUGCAGAGUCAGUAGUAUCAAUUUCUUCUCUUAAGUAUAUGGCAGGCGCUACAUCACCGUAAUACGGGCGUUUAACAAUAGUGCGCCUCCAAGAGUUUGCAACACAUUGGCCAAUCUCAGUGCGCAAAAUUUGUCGACCCAA